Messenger RNA from Phaethon lepturus (White-tailed tropicbird), 886 nucleotides. RefSeq names its product chromosome unknown open reading frame, human C10orf88. The record is from RefSeq and is a predicted model, not a curated record. Lineage: Eukaryota; Metazoa; Chordata; Aves; Phaethontiformes; Phaethontidae. The annotation marks the transcript as partial. The transcript has 5 exons.
UGAAACCGAAAAGGUUACUUUAUACAAAAAAUACCUUAAGUUCGAAUGCCCUGCAGCCUCCUGUAGAAUUAAGCUGCUCUCCAUUGGCUCAAGCAUAGAUCUAGACAGAGUGCAAAUUAUCAUGGAAUCUAUGGGAUCUAAGUUGUCUCCAGGUGCUCAACAGCUCAUGGACAUGGUCCGAUGUCAGCAGAAGAACAGUUUACCUCUUGUAGACAAACUUAAUUGGAUCUUUGGGAAAAAUUCAGACUUUGGAGGUGACCGUGCAAUUGAUGGAUUGUGCAGUGCAGCUAAUCAGACAUCGCUAGAUCAAUCAGCCAGUGAACCUUUGCCUGUUAAAAAUGAUUUAAGUGAAACAGUAUAUGAAGACUUAAGAAUAAGUUGUGAUGUGAACACAGAGGUACCUGGAAGUGGGACUGCUUUGGAUUCUGAAAGACUUACUACCCAGCAAAAUACAGUUGACCUCAGAAGUUAUUUUAAAGUCAUGGGAUCUUUGCAUCCACAGGAGCAAGCAGGCGAAACCCCAAAUGUAGCUAAUCCACAGGUGCUUCUUCCUUUUCUUCAAAACUUAUGUAGUCAGGUAAAUCAUCUUCGUCUAAAAGAUGGUGAUAGGCACUUUGGUAAAAAAGCAGUGACUAAAGAGGAAGGCAUCCAGUGUGUUGGAGUAGAACAGCCUAUUUGCUCCUAUUUGGAGAAGAUCGUCUCAAAAAAUAUGGAUAUGAUGGAGAAAAAACUAAUGGACUAUAUUGAUCACCAAAUCCAGGCUCUUCAGGCACAUAUAGAUAAUAAAAUGGUUCUCUUAAUGGACUUGGUUCAGAACUCAAAGCCAAACAAAAUUUCACAAGCACACUAUGAUUCUAAUGAAGGGCUCUCUAAUGGAGAGAGAUAG